CCUGCUCAUCAUCCAUCCUGGCUGCCCGCAUGUGCAACAACGCUGCUGACGUAACACAGAUCCAUCCCCAAUCAGGACUCCAUACUGCCGCUUGGACCUCGCAGCUACCACUCGACCUGCAACAUCACCACCCUACCUACACCGUCUCCACCACCUGCACCGACUUGAUACCCCCCUCAACAAAUCAGCCAGAGCCCGUGAAUCGCAUCCGCCAUGUCGCAGAUUCACGCCAUGUCCGACGACCAGGUUGCCGGGGAGCUGAGGAAGAUGACUGCUUUCAUCAAGCAGGAAGCUCAAGAGAAAGCCAAUGAGAUCCGCCUCAAGGCCGAUGAAGAGUUCGCCAUAGAGAAGUCGAAGCUGGUCCGCCAGGAAACCUCAUCGAUCGAUUCCUCCUACGAGAAGAAGUUCAAGCAGGCCAGCAUGUCUCAGCAGAUCACCCGCUCCACCGUUGCCAACAAGUCACGAUUACGAAUUCUUUCUGCUCGCCAGGAACUUCUAGACAACUUGUUCGAAGAUGCGCGGAAGAAGUUGGGCAACGUUUCCAAGGACAAGAAAAAGUACCAGACCGUCCUUCAGAACUUGAUACUCGAGGGCGCCUAUGCUCUGAACGAGGACAAGUUGCAAGUCAAGGCCCGCAAGGCAGAUUAUGAAGUGGUCAAGAAGGCGAUCGAGGAUGCGCAGACUGAGUACAAGAAGAAGGUGAACAAGGAGGUCUCUAUCUCGAUAGAUGAGAGUGACCCGCUCCCACAAGAAUCGGCUGGUGGUGUGAGCAUUUCGGGAACAGGUGGAAGAAUUGAUAUCAACAACACCUUGGAAGAGCGAUUGAGGCUUCUUGAGACUGAUGCUUUGCCGUCGAUCAGGGUCACGCUGUUCGGCGAGAACCAGAACAGGAGGUUCCACGAUUGA
Molecule: messenger RNA, 906 nt
Organism: Periconia digitata
Lineage: Eukaryota; Fungi; Ascomycota; Dothideomycetes; Pleosporales; Periconiaceae
Source: the annotation of a GenBank genome assembly